AUGGAUCAACAAACUGAAAUUUCUUUUGAUGCCAAUAAAGUUGAUCAAUAUGCACUUCUAUCAAUAAUACAACGACUUGGUCAUUCUGUAAAAUCAAUAAAUUCAAAAUCAGUUCGAGCUCAAUUACGUAUGGAAGGAAUGCAUUGUAAUUCAUGUGUAUCAAAUAUUUGUGGUGCAGUACUUGAUCUACCUGGUGCUAUUAAUAUUUAA
Rotaria sordida is the source of this 210-nucleotide messenger RNA. The record is from the annotation of a GenBank genome assembly. Lineage: Eukaryota; Metazoa; Rotifera; Eurotatoria; Philodinida; Philodinidae.